GGGGCUCACACAGCGCAGGGCAGGGAAGCUUCGGGUCGGUCCGGGAGUAAAGAGAACCAUCAAUGGCUGCACAAUGUGUCACCAAAGUGGAGCUGAGCAUAUCCUGCACCAGUCUUUUAGAUCGAGAUGUCAGCUCCAAGUCGGACCCGCUAUGUGUCCUGCUAUUGAACUCCAGUGGAAACCAAUGGUUUGAGAUUGGCAGGACAGAAAGGAUUAAAAACUGCCUGAACCCAAAGUUCUCCCAAAAGUUUCUUGUCGAUUACUACUUUGAAGUGGUCCAGAAGCUGAAGUUUGGAAUUUAUGACAUCGACAAUAAAACUGUUGACUUGGGCGAUGAUGAUUUCUUGGGAGAAUUUGAAUGUACAUUGGGACAGAUUGUUGCCUCAAAGAACCUAACCAGGCCCCUAGUACUAAAAAAUGGAAGGCCGGCAGGAAAAGGAUCCAUCACGAUAUCAGCGGAGGAAGUGAAGGAUAACAGAGUGAUUCUGUUUGAAGCUGAAGCAAGAAAAUUAGACAAUAAGGACUUUUUUGGCAAGUCUGACCCUUACCUGGAAUUCCACAAACAGACGGAGAAUGGGAGAUGGCAAAUGGUUCACAGAACAGAAGUGAUUAAGAACAAUUUGAAUCCUGUCUGGAGACCCUUCAAGAUCCCCCUUCAGUCUCUCUGCAAUGGUGACAUGGAAAAACCAAUCCGGGUUGAAUGUUAUGACUACGAUGAUGAUGGCUCUCACGACCUCAUUGGGAUCUUUGAAACAACCAUGUCCAAACUCCAGCAAGCUUCUCGCUCCUCGCCGAUGGAAUUUGAGUGCAUAAAUGAGAAGAAGAAGAAAAAAAAGAAAGGCUACAGGAAUUCCGGGAUAGUGAGUGUGAAGCACUGUGAGAUGACAAAGGAAUACUCUUUUCUGGACUACAUCAUGGGAGGCUGUCAGAUGAACUUUGUUGUUGGAAUUGACUUCACAGGAUCAAAUGGCGACCCUCGCUCUCCAGACUCUCUGCACUUCAUUAGCCCUAAUGGUGUUAAUGAGUAUCUCACAGCUAUCUGGUCUGUCGGGUGUGUUAUUCAGGAUUAUGAUACUGAUAAAAUGUUUCCAGCAUUUGGUUUUGGAGCUCAGAUCCCCCCCACAGGACAAGUUUCACACGAGUUCCCAAUCAAUUUUAACCCUUCAAAUCCUUUCUGUUCAGGGAUCCAAGGAAUAGUUGAUGCCUACAGAAGUUGCCUUCCUCAGGUUAAGCUUUAUGGGCCCACCAAUUUCUCUCCAAUAAUCCAUCACGUUGCUCGGUUUGCAGGUGCAGCCACACAACAAAAGACUGCUUCACAAUACUUUGUGCUUCUGAUCAUCACCGACGGAGUCAUAACAGAUCUUGAUCAGACCAGACAGGCCAUUGUCAAUGCUGCAAAACUCCCCAUGUCUAUAAUAAUCAUCGGCGUUGGGGCGGCUGACUUCAGCGCCAUGGAAUUUCUGGACGGUGACAAUGGAAUGCUCAGAUCUCCCACGGGGGAGGCAGCUAUCAGAGACAUCGUACAGUUUGUCCCCUUCAGACAGUUUGCACAGGCUCCAAAGGAAGCCCUGGCUCAGAGUGUAUUAGCCGAAGUGCCCCAGCAGGUGGUUUCCUACUUCAGUACGUUCAAGCUCAAACCACCGAAUGACCCUGCUGCAAAAUGCGAGAGCUCUGAGAAAGCAAAUCCUAUGUGACUGUAAUUCCAUGUCCAACCUUUCUCUCUGUCUUACUCCAUAACCACCAAGUUUUCAUAAAACCUUCACAAAGUAAAUUCCACAGUGUAACUAAUGCUGUGCUCGUCCCUGUAUAUAACCACUGUAUAUAAAUAAAUAUUCCUACAAAAA
Messenger RNA from Xenopus tropicalis (tropical clawed frog), 1844 nucleotides. RefSeq names its product copine III (gene cpne3). Gene Ontology annotation, biological process: cellular response to calcium ion. Lineage: Eukaryota; Metazoa; Chordata; Amphibia; Anura; Pipidae. The record is from RefSeq and is marked provisional. Gene Ontology annotation, molecular function: calcium-dependent phospholipid binding. Gene Ontology annotation, cellular component: cytoplasm; nucleus; focal adhesion.